AUAAAAGGGAUGGUGGAUAUUUGGGAGGGGUUGAAUAAGGGCUAGAUUUAGUGAUACGUUUUCUGUUUAUUCAAGGAGGUUGGGAGUUAGAACAUUUUUGAUGGUCAAAAAACUCCGUGAUGCCCCAUAAGUUAUAGUUACAGAAGAUAGGUAGUUCAAGCAUUCUUACCUGACGCAUCUAAUUUACCGUUCUUUUAUCGUUAUAUAUAUAGAUAGAUAUAGAUUAUAAAUAAGAAUAUGAUAUUUUAUGGAUAGAUUUGGCCUCUCGUAGGAAGCUGAUAUUUCAGAGGUGAUAAUUUGGAUUUUAUGGCUUCAUAUAUGUUUUAAAAUCUUUCAUGUGUAGCCCAACAAAUUCAACACUGUAAGUCACUAAUUUAUCUGCAUAAGAAAGAGAAACACGGCUAGGUAGCUCAGAACAUGUCAGAAAUAUUUGUCGUGAAUAAUGAUAGAAAACUAUAUAUAUAAGUGUUUGAAGUGUAUAUACUUCCAUUAUAAUACCGUAUAUUCAGUGUAAGUAUACAUUACUGUGUAGUGUUAUUUUUUAAUAGGUGGAGCAAAUGCACUGAGCCACAGAGAAAUAAUAGUCAAAGGAAAUGAAGACAUAAAAAGCUACAACUACCCACUUCAUUAUCGUAACAACAUCAAUACCACAUUCAGAUUCAGUAUGUCCAGUAUUAACGCCUGUUGGUUGAAUCUAACAGUUGUGGAUUUUUCAGUCCAACCAAGCAACGGCUGCACUAAAGAUUAUCUACAAGUUGGCGAAGACCGUCUUUGUGACGAUUUGCCUAAAGGAUAUACGGUUUUGUGGCCUGUUGAACAAGGAAAGGACGCUUUGGCUAUUCAGUUCAUCACCGACAGUUGUAUCACCCGACGUGGAUUCUUGAUUAAGCAUAAUUUUGUAGAAUGUCAAGGUCUAAUAACAACAACUACAGAAAGACCAUCUACUUCUUCGCUCGUAUUUAACUGUCCUUUUGAAAAUGGUCUGUUCCCACACGAGAGACUGUGCAAAAAGUACUACGACUGUAAAAAUAACAUCGCAGUGUUGAAAGAAUGCCCGUCUGGAAAGUUAUUUAAGGAAGAAGUUGUUGAAAAUGAACGAUUUGCCGAUUGUGAAGAUGAAGAUAAAGUUAACUGCAAAGGAAGAGAAAAAGUAAGUCCAUUCUUGGACAUAAAAGACGCUAAGAAAUAACAAUGACACUAGAUAUGGGAACAUGAUUAUAAGAAAUGAUUCAAAUACCACAAAAGACUUUCUCGUUGACAUGGCGAUAAAUGCAGUUUGGUUGAGUGCGUGACUUGUUCAGUAGUUGCCAUAUUUCUUUAACUAAUAUUAUCAUAAACUUCAGUUAGUGGCAUACGUAGAAUUGGUAAUUUUUGAGAUGGUGUAAAAUAAAUAAGUAUAUGAAUUAUUCUAAACUGUGCUUGUAAUUAAUUAUCAAAAUAAAGGUGUUUUGAUCUACAUUUGUAGCAGUCUCUUCAACCCAUAUAUUUGUAUAGACAAAAUUGUAAAUACAUUACUAAACUCU
This is a messenger RNA of Limulus polyphemus (Atlantic horseshoe crab), 1523 nucleotides long. RefSeq lists its product as uncharacterized. The transcript has 4 exons. Gene Ontology annotation, cellular component: extracellular region. Lineage: Eukaryota; Metazoa; Arthropoda; Merostomata; Xiphosura; Limulidae. The record is from RefSeq and is a predicted model, not a curated record. Gene Ontology annotation, molecular function: chitin binding. Bases 665 to 1189 code for a protein of 174 amino acids.